Molecule: messenger RNA, 1304 nt
Organism: Rhododendron vialii
Lineage: Eukaryota; Viridiplantae; Streptophyta; Magnoliopsida; Ericales; Ericaceae
Product: metalloendoproteinase 2-MMP-like
Exons: 1
Coding region: 89-1087 (332 amino acids)
Biological process (GO): proteolysis; collagen catabolic process; extracellular matrix organization
Cellular component (GO): extracellular matrix
Molecular function (GO): metalloendopeptidase activity; zinc ion binding
Source: RefSeq, a predicted model, not a curated record
CACCCCUCAUUUUAUAAAAAAAAAAAAAAAAAAAAGCCUUGAUACCACCCAUAUUUUCUUCAUGGAAGUCUAUAAAUAGGCCUAAGACAUGGGAUUCAAAUUCACAAAUCCACCAAGUACCCAACUAGCUACUAGCUUCCCUCUACCAAAAGAAAUGGAAACAAAAGUAUUUCAGCUUUUCUUAUGCAUUUUCCUCGUCUCAUUACCCCUUCCUCUCCCCUCUAAUGCAAGGCCAUCAAAAUCCAAGGCUGAAAACCCAACAUCCUUCGACUUCAUUAAGCAUUUGGAAGGAGGCCACAAAGGCGAGACCGUAAAAGGCCUCCAACAACUCAAGAAAUAUCUUGAGGCAUUUGGUUAUCUAAACUACUCCCCUAACCAAGCCCAUGCCAACGACGACGAUUUCGACGAUUCGUUGGAGGCUGCAGUCAAAACAUACCAGCUCAAUUACCAUCUCAAGACAACCGGAGCUUUAGAUGCCCAAACCGUGUCCCAAAUGACGGCCCCUCGAUGUGGGGUCCCUGACAUCGUUAACGGCACCAACUGGAUGCGAGGAGGCAAAAAGGAGGCCAAUCACACACACAGCACCAUCCACACUGUCUCUCAUUUCACUUUCUUUCCUGGUAACUUGAAAUGGCCCCCAACUCGGUACCAGCUCACUUACGCGUUUGCUCCCCAAACCAGCUCUAAUGCCAUAUCCGCUGUGGCCAGAGCAUUCAACACAUGGGCUUCCCAAACACAAUUUAGAUUCUCUCGGAGUCAAAACUUCGCGAGUGCGGAUCUUAAAAUCGGGUUCUAUCGUGGUGAACAUGGGGACGGGGCACCAUUCAAUGGGGCUAAUGGGGUCUUAGCCCAUGCUUUUGCCCCAACUGACGGGAGGUUUCACUACAACGGGGACUAUUCGUUUACCGUGAACCCGGUCGCGGGUUCUUAUCAUCUGGAGACUGUGGCCUUGCAUGAAAUUGGGCACCUUCUUGGACUUGGACAUAGCCGUGUCCAAGAUGCUGUCAUGUUCCCUAGCAUUCCUGAUGCAACAAUCAAAGGUUUGAAUGCAGAUGAUAUACAAGGAAUUAGAACUUUAUACGCGUGAAAUUAAGAAUACUUUGGCCAAUAAUACAGUGAUCUAUGGACGUACGCCAUAUAUGGAAGUAACUGAAUUAGAGUCAUCCCCAAAAUAAAGUAAAAAAGUAAAAGGGGGUAUUUCUUGCUUGUGUUUUUCCUUUUCCUCCCCUACACUGGAGUACCAUAGUGUUCCAGUUAAAAUGUAUCAGUGUUUAAUCAAAGAGUAAUACAGAGUCCUUAUCUUA